Messenger RNA from Salvia splendens (bonfire salvia), 906 nucleotides. RefSeq lists its product as uncharacterized. NCBI's taxonomy places the organism in Eukaryota, Viridiplantae, Streptophyta, Magnoliopsida, Lamiales, Lamiaceae. The coding region runs from base 1 to 906 and encodes 301 amino acids. The record is from RefSeq and is a predicted model, not a curated record. The transcript is spliced from 5 exons.
AUGGAAGAUCUCCGACGAAUAAGAUCGGAAAUACAGCGAGGCGCCGCCGUCUCCAGCCUCAGCUCCGACGACUUCUUCACCGACAUUUUCGGUGGUGCCCCACUGCCACGUAGCAUAUUUUCCCACCAGAUAUCCGCCGCCGGUGGCUUCUACGACAACAUCUUCUGGUCGACCAAGAAGGCGUCGCCGCCGCAGCUGAGGCGGAGGGGACGGAAUUUGCCCCUUUUUGAUAUUCCUUCGUUGCAACAGAACCAAAAGAGUCGUCCUUUCAGAGACAUUUUCGGGUUGGAUGCCAAGAAGAAGAAGAAGAAAUCGUAUUCCGAAUCAGGACAGACCUCCAAUGAGCUCGAAUACGACGACGUUGCUAUGUCAGCGGCCAAGCUCAGAGGUACCCAGUGGAAUUCCACGAGAAACGGAGAAUUCAAUCAUAAAAAAUGGGCACUAUUUUCCAACAUGGAUUGUGAAAAUAAAUUAGGGGGCUGCUGCUCCGUUGGAAUCGAGGAAAAGAUUAAUGUUGAGCAGAUGAAAUUAAGAAGGAAAGCAGAAAUAAUGGAUGAAGAAAUGGAAAUUGAUGAAGAUGAGUUUAUAGAGCUUGAUUCUCGCAGUGCGAGUUCCUAUGUACCGAGCGACGUAGAUGAAGCGAUCGCGUGGGCCAACCAAAAGUUUAACAGCCAUUCCAAACCCACAUUUGGAGUGAUGAAUGAGUCUCCAAUUUCGUCUAGAUGGGUUGAGGAUAGCUCUUUAGAGAAAGAGGAUGAUGGGAGCAUAGUUGAUGAAAAGAUGAGGUUGUGGUUGAGCGAUCCUAUGGCCGAACAGCGGGUGGAUGGCGAUACCUCUAGCAAAACUAAUGGAGAGCUCACAAGUGAAGAAAGCUUAUCAAAAAUCAGUUCUAUGCCUUCAUCCUGA